Phaedon cochleariae (mustard beetle) is the source of this 3175-nucleotide messenger RNA. The record is from the annotation of a GenBank genome assembly. Lineage: Eukaryota; Metazoa; Arthropoda; Insecta; Coleoptera; Chrysomelidae.
GCCGAAAGUUAUUCAACUGUUUUCUCAAUCUUGUAGAUGUCGCUAGUGUUUUGUUUUUCCUGUUUUCUAUUUCAAACGGUUUUUCUGAGAAGACCGGUAACUUGAAUGAACAUGUUUCAAAGUGAGUUUUAUAGUGCCAAAUAUGUAUUUAUUUUUGUUUUACAAUUGUACCUACGGGUGCUGAUAAUUUUCAGACAUGUUUUGCCGGUGCCCAUGUAUCACAAUGACUAUAACAUUUGGUCGGUUUUAAAGAAUUGCAUAGGAAAAGAGCUGAGCAAAAUCACGAUGCCAGUGGUAUUCAAUGAGCCUUUGAGUUUCCUUCAACGAAUGGCAGAGUACAUGGAGUACUCGCACCUUCUGAGGCUAGCCUCAGAACAAGAAGAUCCCAUACUCAGGAUGCAGUACGUUAUCGGGUUCGCAGUGAGCGCCCUAGCUUCGAACUGGGAACGAUUGGGGAAACCCUUCAACCCUCUGUUGGGCGAAACCUACGAAUUGGAGCGGAAAGAGUUCAAGAUAAUAUGUGAGCAAGUGAGCCACCAUCCGCCAGUGUCUGCUUUUCACGCGGAAAAUGGAGACUGGGUUUUCCACGGAUCCAUACAUCCCAAACUGAAGUUUUGGGGGAAGAGCGUGGAAAUCCAGCCCAAAGGAGUGGUUACUGUUGAGUUUCCCAAAUUGAAAGAAGCCUACACGUGGACGAAUGUACAAUGUUGUGUGCAUAAUAUCAUCGUUGGCAAAUUGUGGAUGGAACAGGUUGGAAAUAUGGAAAUAACUAGUUUCUCAUCUGGUCACAAAGCACAUUUAACAUUCAAGCAGGCUGGUGGUAAUAGCAAAGAUUUGCAUAGAGUAGAGGGGUAUAUAGCGGAUAAAUCGAAACAAAAACUGUUUUUUGUAUACGGAAAAUGGACGGAGUUCAUCAAGUGUGCAGAUUAUCAUUCAUAUGAAGAAUGCUUGAAGGACAACAAUUCGAAACUGACUUUGGGCAAUGCAAAAAAUAAAAGUCCUAAUGACUCGCCUUCUCAUACUUCUAGAAAAGUGCUCCAGAAACUGAAUAGUCUCAAAGUUGGCUCAUUCAAAUCCAAUUCAACUUCAGAAAGUUUGGAUGAUCCCAGUGGAGAUAUUGGAGACAACUCCGUUCCUAAAAGUGAUUCGACCUACUCAAUCGAUGUUCCAAAUGCGAUAAAAAUUUGGACUGCUAAUCCUAGACCAGCUCAAAGCAGUGAUUAUUAUCAAUUUACUGAGUUCGCAAUGUCCCUAAAUGAAUUAGAAGCAGGCAUGGAAAAUUCCCUCUGCCCUACAGACUCAAGAUUGAGACCGGAUAUUAGAAAACUCGAGCAGGGGGAUAUUGACGGGGCUGCCAUUGAGAAAACUAGGCUCGAGGAAAAACAGAGGGAUGCCAACAAACAUCGUAAGAGUAAGAAAACAUCCGAGUGGACCCCAAGAUGGUUUCAUCAAGGUAUAAAUCCUUACAACAAACAGGAAGAUUGGUUGUAUAAUGGCAACUACUGGAAAAGACAAUACACCGAUCCAGAUAUAUUUUAAAGGUCACCUUGUUGGAUAGUGUAGACAGUUUUAGUCACCAGAAUUGAAUGUAUACUAGACAUGCCCCUAUUAGUGGUAGAUUGGUGUCUGUGUGUGCCAAAAUCUUGCAGCACAAAAUUAUUAUAUCCAUAACCUAGAAGACUAGUGCUUCCUGAUGACGAAAAUUUGGAUUCUGUCAGUUCUCCAACGGUUAAAUUUACCUGGAAUCUUUCGGGAUGUUUCAUGUGGAAAAUAACUCUUAACGCACCAAAGUGGGCAUCUUGGAGCAAUAAUUGUUAUCUUUAUCUUCAGUUGAACUUUUUUUUCCUUUUAUUUAGUGAGUGAGUCAGCUCUAUCUUAUCUGUCUUAUCUCAGGAAUCUAUAGAUAGCGUAGGAUGAUAAUUAUAGUAUGUGAUAUGUGAUGAUGUUUUCCCCACACAUAUAUGUUUCGCAUCACAUGAUGUGAUUGUAAUAAGGUAUGAGCAAAUGUAUCGUUGAUUUGGGAAUGCAACGUUCUAUCAGAAAAUGUACCAAAAAAAGAACGUGUAAAUUUCGAUAUAUUUUAUCUAGGUUGCAUAAGUUGGACAAAAUAAAACUGACUUUAUCAAUAGUACCCAUGAUGAUAAUAAAACAAUACAUGCUGGUGACAAAAAAAUCAGCAUUGUCUAUACAGGAUGUUUCAAAUAAAAUUUGAACCCUUCAACAAUUGCGAUUUCAGUUUUUACGGCACUUCUAGGAGUACCAAAGUGGAGUUCACAUUAAUUUACUACCAAGAAUGUAUGUGCUCUGCAAAAUUUUUAGAAAAAUUUAUUUUCAAUAAAUUUUGUGAUUAGUUUUUGUUAGGAGAUCCUGUAUAUAACCUCUAUUGAAUAUAUUUUUUUAUCCUACCUCAAACAUCAAAUUACGUUCGUUACGUUGACUAUGGUGACUGAAUAUUUCUAUUGAAGUUCAUUAUUAUUAUUAUCAUCUAAGAAACCGUAUAAGUGCUUUGAAUGGAUUUUGUGUGCUAAGUGGGAGAAAAGCUAGCCUUGUAAGAACUAAAUUCUGAUAAUAAUUGAAUAUUUGAUAUAUAAUGGUUCAUCAAGACCUGCUUUAGUUCAUAUUCAGCACCGAUUCUCUUAUGAUACUGUGCUUCUCGUGAUCAAAUUACAAUCUAUAGUCAGCUUACGAAAAAUAGAUUUCAGUUUCAUAUAAUGAAGGGUAUAAUAUUAUGUAUAUACAAGGUGGCUCAUGCGCGAGGAUUUGGCCAGUCGUCACGAAAACUAUUGUUUUUCAAUUAUUUCUGUACUAAAUUCAAAUUCUAAUCUAUCCUCGGAGAAUAUCCCAUUCAAAGUUUCAUGGAGUUGAUGCCACGUGAACAGGAAGUAGCAAUGAAGGCUUCACUAUACAAGAAAAGUACCAAACCACCAAGUAUUUUAUUUCAAAUAGUUUUCGACUGGUCAAAACCUCGUGGUUCACCCUAUAGAAGUAACAUCUUGAUUUUUCCAGCUUUGUAGCUUUUAGUGAUUAGUUGGAUUAGUCGUGUUCUGUUCUAGUUAAAAUAAGUCAAUAAAUGGGGAACACAGAACUAAUAAAUGAAAAGAGAUCAAUAUUUAAUUUAUAUAUCAAUGUAACAUAAGAGUUAUGAUUUGUUAAUGAAUUAAAAAUUUGUUAGCAG